AUGAUAGAACAAGUUCCGAAAUAUGCAAAAUUUCUCAAGGAUGUAUGUUUGCACAAGAAGAAAUUAAAGGGGAAUGAACUAGUUAGCAUGGGAAAAAAUGUUUCAGCCCUUAUUCAACCCAUUCCUCAGAAGUGUGAUGAUCCAAGAGUUUUUACCGUGCCAUGUACUAUUGGAAAUUAUGUGUUUGAGGACGCUAUGCUGGAUUUAGGAGCUUCUAUUAAUGUAAUGCCGAAAUCAGUUUUUCAAUCAUUGGGAAUUGGUCCUCUACAGCCUACGAGAGUUGUUAUUCAGUUGGCCAACCGUAGUCAGGCUCAUCCAACUGGAGUGAUUGAGAAUGUUUUGGUUAAAGUGAGUGACCUUAUAUUUCCAACUGAUUUUUACAUUUUGGAUAUGGAAGGUGAUCUAUUAAUGAAUAGAGCUCCAAUCAUUUUGGGAAGACCGUUCCUUAAGACUGCAAGAACUAAGAUUGAUGUACAUGCGGGAACUCUAUCUAUGGAGAUUGCCUAUAUAGUUGUUCAAUUCAGUAUUUUUGAUACGAUGCAACAAAAGAAGAGUCAUUCUAUUUUUAGUGUUUAUAAACCCGAAUGGCUGGAUACUAUUGAUUUUCUUAUUGAUGAGGAUUUUGAUGAAGUUAUCUCAGACUCUAAUGAAUUGGGAUAUAAAUCUAAACAUUCUGGAGGUUGUAUUGAUAACAGAGAAAUAGUUGAGGUAAGACCUAAUUGUGGUCAAACUUCAGUGGAUGAAGAUAUAAGUGUAGAGGAUUGCAUGGAAGCAUUACCCCAAGAAUUACCAAGAAUUGAAUCUAUAAGUGUAGGGGAUUGCAUGGAUGCAUUACCUCAAGAAUCACUACCAUUCGUUGAACAUUCAUCAGAACUUGAUAAGAAAUCACAGGAAAUUUCAAAGGACAUUUUAAAGGAAGUUGUGAAGCCAGUGAGACAACCAAAGGAACUGACUAACCCAUUGAAUUCUUUUUGUGUUAGCAAUAUUUUUUCUAAUGGUGUUAUAGAGAUGCAGGAGGUGUCUACUGGUCAACCUUUCAAAGUGUAUAGCAACCAACUUAAGAAAUUUCUUCGAGGGAGGAAAUGA
Messenger RNA from Zingiber officinale, 1086 nucleotides. RefSeq lists its product as uncharacterized. Lineage: Eukaryota; Viridiplantae; Streptophyta; Magnoliopsida; Zingiberales; Zingiberaceae. The transcript has a single exon. The coding region runs from base 1 to 1086 and encodes 361 amino acids. The record is from RefSeq and is a predicted model, not a curated record.